AUGAAAGAGGUGAAUUGUCCCUUGGAUCUCACGACUUGUAAUGUAAUGAUUGAUGUUUAUGGUCAGCUUGACAUGGUGAAAGAAGCUGAUAGGUUGUUUUGGGGUAUGAGGAAAAUGGAUAUUGAACCAAAUGUUGUCAGCUACAACACGAUUCUCCGUGUUUAUGGUGAAUCUGAGCUUUUCGGUGAAGCUAUCCAUCUUUUCAGGUUGAUGCAGAGGAAAGACAUUGAGCAGAACGUUGUUACUUACAACACGAUGAUUAAGAUCUAUGGGACGACUAUGGAGCACGAAAAGGCAACGAAUCUUGUUCAGGAGAUGCAGAGCAGAGGAAUCGAACCUAACGCGAUUACAUACUCAACUAUUAUCUCAAUAUGGGGGAAAUCUGGUAAAUUAGACCGAGCUGCAACACUGUUUCAGAAACUGAGGAGCUCAGGUGUUGAAAUUGACCAAGUUCUGUAUCAGACGAUGAUUGUGGCUUAUGAAAGAUUUGGUCUAAUGGGUCAUGCUAAACGUCUGCUACAGGAGUUAAAGCGUCCUAAUAACAUACCUAGAGAAACCGCUAUCACCAUUCUUGCUAAAGCAAGGAGAAUAGAAGAGGCCACAUGGGUUUUCCGACAAGCUUUUGAUUCAGGGGAGGUAAAAGACAUAUUCGUUUUUGGAUGUAUGAUCAAUCUUUAUUCGAGAAACCAAAGGUACGUGAAUGUCAUUGAAGUGUUUGAGAAAAUGAGAAGCGCUGGUUAUUUCCCGGAUUCAAACGUCAUAGCUAUAGUGUUGAACGCUUACGGGAAACAAAGAGAGUUCGAAAAGGCGGAUACGGUUUACAGAGAGAUGCAAGAGGAAGGAUGUGUUUUUCCUAAUGAGGUUCAUUUCCAGAUGCUGAUAUAUACUCGUCAAAGAAAAUUUUCGAGAUGGUUGAAUCUUUGUUUGAGAGAUUGGAAUGUGAUCCUAAUGUCAAUAGCAAGGAGUUGCAUUUGGUUGUGGCGGCUCUGUAUGAGAGAGCACGGGAUCGAUCGAUCUCAUCUAGGGGAUCGGUCGAUCCAGACCGAUCGAUUAAGCUCUGAGAAAGUCGAUCGGUUUAUGUUCCGCAUUUUUCAAUAA
Eruca vesicaria subsp. sativa (arugula) is the source of this 1098-nucleotide messenger RNA. The record is from the annotation of a GenBank genome assembly. NCBI's taxonomy places the organism in Eukaryota, Viridiplantae, Streptophyta, Magnoliopsida, Brassicales, Brassicaceae.